Molecule: messenger RNA, 783 nt
Organism: Capronia coronata CBS 617.96
Lineage: Eukaryota; Fungi; Ascomycota; Eurotiomycetes; Chaetothyriales; Herpotrichiellaceae
Exons: 3
Coding region: 1-783 (260 amino acids)
Source: RefSeq, a predicted model, not a curated record
AUGGAGUCUGCAAAGAAGACCAUCAGCAGCAUCGUGUACGGCAGCGAUGAGACCGGCCAGUCAACAAAUAGCACAGGCCCCGGGACUCACAACUCGGAUACAUUCUCCUCUGCCGGAACCAACCACACUUCAUCGUCCACCGCCGCCACGCACAAUACCACCUCAAGCGCAGCUACCGACACCAAAUCAGCUCCCACCGUCCAUGAUAUAACCACUUCGAACGGAGGUGAAGGCACCCAUUCCCAUGUGGGAGGCGCCCACCACACUGCAGGCACCCACCACCAUCAGGAAGGCUCUGAAUUCCGCUCAGGCACUCAGCAAUACGAAGGCACCAAGCAUCAUGAUGGCAGUCAUCACCAUGAAGGUCCCAGACACUCUGGCACGCCGUCUGAACCAGACCGUGCUGACGUACAAACUCCACAUCAAGGCCGAGACCCAGCUCUCGUCGGUGAGCCCGCUGGCACGGGCACAGGCAAAUUGACCGGCACCGCUGAACCAGGUUCACACAGCGCCGUCUUUGGUCUGACUCCGGAUGGUCAUAGGGAAACCAAGACCUCUCCUUACUCGACGGCUCCUGUCCCGGCGAGCAGCCUUGGACGCCACUCGGCAAACAAGGCUGGACAUAACGACACUUCGUCUCGUGCUCCCAUGGGCGCGGGCGUCCAUGAACAGAUGAACAGACCUGAUAACGGUCCAAAGGGUCUGGAGCGGACUGACCCUGCUCCUGCUCACCCUGGCUCGGGAUCCAAAGCGGGUUCUGGUACGGCCAACCCCUUGGCAUGA